GGCUGUGAAGAAUAAACGAGAGAGAGAGAGAAGAAUAGAGUAGAGCCGUGUUAUACAGCUUGCCCUAGCUGUAUUGAUUCGGAUGCCAGAGACUGCGAUAGAGAGAGAGAGAGAAGUGUAGCCACUUUUUCAGAUGGUCUCUCCUACCUGACACACAAACAUACUGCGGUUACAGGAGAGAGUGGACAGUGUCUAUCUGCGAAAGAGUGAAAUAAACGAGAAGAACCGCAGAUGCCCAACUCCGCUUGGAAGAAGACCGUGUGUGAGAGGCAGAGGCAAGCAGCGAGAAAUGAUGUGAGGGGAAAAAAAGACAGACGCGGACCCUCGUGUUUGGACCGGCGGGACCUGGAUUGCAGAAAGCAAAUUCUGCAGGAUUCAUUACCGAUUUCAGCCCGCGACACCGCUCCUCAACGGAUUCGAUGCGGUUUAUGAAGUACAGAAGAAGACAGAAACUGUGUUUUGGAUGCUGAAUAAUAUAUGGCAUGAUUUAUUAAUGUGCUAUGAAUUAGUAGUGUGUUUUAAUUGGUCUCGCCGACCGAAGCUGCCUUUUGGAUUUGUUUCAUGCUGAAAAUCGAAGGAAGAAAUUGGAAACUAACGUAAAAGACACGAGGCUGACAUCAGAGAUGGUGUAAGGGGAGAAGACGGCUAUUUUUCUACUCACUCUGGUGGCUGUAGAAAUAGAAAUACCACUUUUCUAUUAGAAGAACCAAUCUGCUUUUUUUUAUGGAGGCCUUGGCUGCUUAUUUACUCUUGAACAUGUAUUAGCAGGAACAGCCUAAAAAACAAAUUUCGAGCUAAAGAUUUAUUCGAUUUUAUUAUAUUUUGUCAUUUUAAUAGAAAAAAAGGGUUUUCAAUUCAAAGGAUUUACCAAGAUGGCCACCAAUUAAACCAGAGCGGCGGUCGCCCUAAAUAAUAUUUAGUGACUAAAUUCAGUCUAGUAAUGCUAUUUUCAGUGGUUUUUGUGUGUGGGUGGCGAGAAUGAAGUUCUUCACACUUUGUUCUGCAUUGGCUCCUCCCCCCGCCACACCUUCUGUUCACGCCUCGGCCCCGCCCCCUUCCGAUCAUGCAAGUGCUGCAGAUUGUUAAGGAGCUGGUGUCGCCCUCUCGCCGUCGCGCCAGUAGCCGAUUCGCAGCGACUGAUUCAGAGCAAGAUGCCGCAGUGAAGUUGGAACAGGAGCGAGCUGAGAUACUCGCCAAAUAUGACAAGGGUAAAGAAAGUGCGGAGGUGGAGCCGUGGGAGGAGGCCAAUUUUGAUCUGUACAAAGCGGUGGACCGCUUCGGAUUCCUGCAUGAGGAUGAGCUUCCAGUGUAUGACCUAGUGGAGGAAAAGCAAAAACAUCUGGAAGUGGAGAGAACGACAAAAUGGCUGAAGAUGUUGAAAAGCUGGGAGAAAUACAAGAACAGCGACAAGCUGGUGAGGAGGAUCUAUAAGGGAAUUCCGCUGCAGCUCAGGGGUCAGGUUUGGUGUUUGCUGCUCGACAUCCCCAAAAUCAAAGAGGAGAAAAAGGACUACUAUGAGAAACUGAAGAUAAGAGCCAGGGGUUUGUCUCCAGAUGUCCGUCAGAUUGAUCUGGAUGUGAAUCGUACAUACAGAGAUCACAUCAUGUUCAUGCACCGCUAUGAUGUCAAACAGCAGGAUCUGUUUCAUGUGCUCACGGCGUAUUCGGUAUAUAACACGGAGGUGGGCUAUUGUCAGGGCAUGAGUCAGAUCACUGCUCUGUUACUCAUCUAUAUGAAUGAGGAAGAUGCUUUCUGGGCUCUGGUCAAACUGCUGUCUGGACAGAAACACGCCAUGCACGGUUUCUUUGUCCCAGGGUUCCCUAAACUCAUGCGUUUCCAGGAGCAUCACGACCGUAUCCUGCAGAAGAUGAUGCCUAAGCUCAAACAGCAUCUGGAUAAUCAAGAGGUGUACACCAGCCUGUAUACUAUGAAAUGGUUUUUUCAGUGUUUCUUGGAUCGGACUCCAUUCACGCUCACGUUGAGAAUAUGGGACAUCUACAUUCUGGAAGGAGAGCGAGUUCUGACGGCAAUGUCUUACACCAUCCUCAAACUCCACAAAAAAACCCUCUUGAAGUUGUCCAUGGAGGAGCUGGUUAAGUUUCUGCAGGUGACUCUAUCAAAGGAUUUCUUUUUUGAAGAUGACUUUGUGAUAGAGCAGCUUCAACACUCCAUGUCUGAGCUCAGACGGUCUAAGCUGGAGCUGCCACCUCCAGGUAAGGAGGAUGAGUUUCCUAAGAAACCAUUAGGUCAACUUCCUCCUGAACCUCCAGGAUUGGCAAAUCAUGUGGCUAACGGACAGCCGGUCGGGAAGAGAGUUGAGGGCCUUCCCCCUCGUGGUUCAAGCCCUGCCGCGAGCGUCAGUAAACAAGCAGAGACUGAUAGAACACCAGAGAGGUUCCAAGAAAGUCGGCCUCCCAGCUCCUUGGACAAGGUGCAUCAUCCAGAUAAGAACAAGAGGGAUGGACGAGGUGUGGACAAUCAAAAGGAACGGGCCCCGAUCCACAGCAGCGCAACAGCUGGCGGAAGGGUGCUGAUCCAGAACCAGUCGAAUCACAACUCCAAUGCUAGAUCCAGCAUGCGCAAGGACAUUGGACCUCGUUGGGUCAAGCCUUCAGAAGGCAAACUGGAAGCAGUCAAGGCUGCAGCACUUCGGGAAAGUCAGUUGAGUCUAACUAUGGGUGUUCCACCCUCGCCCAGCUCCACUGCUCCAGAGGAGGCAACCGGGGCACAGCACCGACCCCGUUCACGAGCAUUUGUUCCAGGCUCCAACCGCGCCUCAAACGCCUCGCAAUACGACAAUGUCCCAGGCCCGGACGGAGAGGUUAUGGAGAUCAUAGAGCUCGAGAAACCGCCUUCUCGCCCCCCGUCCCGACCGUACGUCGGACCUUCUUUGAGACAGGGCAGUCCCACCCGUCCCCCUAGCGAUGGAACUGGCGUCUCUCCCUUUCGAAUCCCCAAACAGAGCAAACAAGAACCCCGUGCACCUUUGCACUACCCACCUGGCAUGACUCCUGUUUACGCUCCCUACGUUCAAGAUUCUCGGCCCGAGGACAGACUAUACGGCUCACCAUAUGCCGAGCAAAUUUACGCAACUACGGGUCGUGGCUCAUCUAACCCUUCGCCGGAGAAAACGCUGAUGAACAACAGCUACUUAACCUAUCGACGGCCACCCACAAACGUGACCCCUCUCAGGGUCGCUCCUGCAGAGUUUUCAUCCCAGAUAGACAGCGUUGGCGAGGGAGGGUAUUACAUGCGACAACCCACCCGACUGAUGGGCUCUCCGGCUUACCCGCCCACAGAACUGCGUUAUGAGACAAACAAGCGGAGAGAGGGCUGGUAUGGGGACGUGGAGGCGGGGCUUCCACGAUCUCCUGUGGGACUACCUCGAUCUCCCAGCUUUCAGAAAGCUCAGCUCUCUCCCAUUCACCUCGUUCAGGAGUUUAACUUCCCCCCUGCAAAUAUCUCGGAAUCUGUGCUCCAUUUCAGAGGACCCUACCAAGAGCACUCUGGCAGGCAACAGCUCCCCCCGCUGUUCGGAGGAACACACUACAGGCAGGCGCAGGAGGCCUUUGCAAUGCAAGAGUCCAUGCUGCUCUAAAAGGGACUAUAGAGGGAUACACUUGGCUAGCAAGCAGUUUUGUGUUGGUUUUGUGUUUUUGUUUGUUUGUUCGUUCUUUUGUCUGGUAAGUCUUACUACACAAGAGGUGCCAGUUUCAGGCAUUUGUACCGAUCAAAGACUGACUGAAGAAUUUACUAUUGCUUUUGUUUGUACAUUUUCAUCCAUAGAAUAACCAUUAACUGCCGAAGUGAGUAAUAUAACAAAGCUUAAACGUGCAAAGAGAUAUUUUUGUUUGUUUGUUUGUUUCUUUGGUUAGCACACUGAGAUAUUUAAAUAGAGGGUUACGGAGAGUCUUUUUCGUAUGGACAAACUCAGUUACUGAUCAAUUAUCAUCUAUUUUUUUAAUGCGUUUUAGACAUAAGCAUACUUUUAGAGGACACUUUAUUCCUUGAUUGUGAAUAUAUUUUUUAAGAACAAAGAUUUGUGUAGGUUAGAUACUGUAUGUAUAUUACAAAUAACUAACAGUGAACUUAAUCGCUGUUGGACAGAAGAUUUCAAUGCAUCACUACAGUGUUCAAGUGAAAGUAAAAGUUUGUAAGGCUUGUUUUUUGAGGUUAUACUGUAUAUAAAAUGCAGGUAUUUAAUCUUAAAUUGAAAGGGGGUUCUCAUAUUUUCAGUUCAUCGAGGUAACGGAUUAAAAACCGACAAGACCCAUCUGAUACCGGAGCUUAAUGAAAAUUAUGAAAGCUGCCUCGGAUGUGCCCGGCAGAAUAUUACAACACUGUUUUACUGUCAGUAGCAGAGACGUCUGUAACAAAGCGUGAAUUUAAAUAAAUUGGGACGGUUGAAGUGGCCCAAUUUAUCCAAAUUCAUCUACAAAAUGUCUGUCCGUGAUGCCCAGUGCAAGUUAUGCAAGUAGUUACCGACUCACAAAUCCGUUCAAUAAUACGGCUGGUAGUUUGUAGCAUGCAGAUGAUACGUAAAGCUGGUUGUACCUGUGCUGUAACUCAGUGGAAUUCUUUAAACAAAAAAAAUCAACUUUUUUUACAAAAAAUUAUCGAAUUUCAGUUUCACAAAAAGCACAGGUUUUAUAUGUUACAACAAAAUUAAGCUUAACGUCUCAUCGAAGAUCUGUUGGUAAAUUUUCCAGUCCACAUUUUUUUUGGGAUUAUCCAUCUGCAUAGAGCCUUUACCGGCAUUGUUUCUUCCAAACACAUGGACAUGAGAUUUUUUUUUGUUAAUCUUUUUCUUUUUACUCUGUUUCGCUAAACAUUACUUGCCAUGUACAUUGAUUUAUACCUUUUAUUUUUGUAAUGGCCGACUUGACUUGCCUGGCACGACAACACUACCCAAUCGUUUCACAGAUACACAGAUGUUUGCUACUAAAUAUGUAGCGGAUAGAUUGUUUCGUAAUACAACGUGCAUCCCUUUGUGAUCUGGUCUGCUAUUCAGAAUCGUAUCAGUGCGAAAAACAUUUAUUCCCAUGUCUUAUUCACGGACAAGCAAGCUAAUUAAUUAUUUGCUCUGGCGCCAAAUUAUUUGCUUCUUUCAAGCUUGUUAUUGCAGUAUAAUAAACUGGUUUCGCAUACUUAAUUUUGACAUAGCAUUCCAUUUCAGGUUGUUGAACUGAAUAUUUCUUUGUUAAACUACUAAAUGCAACUUAAUUAUCGGCAUUCCCACUUCUCUAAUAAAACAACAUAGGGUGAUUAAAAAAAAAA
Molecule: messenger RNA, 5277 nt
Organism: Puntigrus tetrazona (Sumatra barb)
Lineage: Eukaryota; Metazoa; Chordata; Actinopteri; Cypriniformes; Cyprinidae
Gene: usp6nl
Product: USP6 N-terminal like
Exons: 14
Coding region: 1064-3598 (844 amino acids)
Source: RefSeq, a predicted model, not a curated record